UACAUUGUACUCCACUGUCGUAUUUUGACGCUUAAAGUAUCACCGAAUAUCUCGCCAAGGUCAAAAAAUAUACAAACAUCAAAAUAUCUUAUCAAAUAAUUUACCUCAACGAUGUACUUUAACAUGACGCAUGUAAGUACCCAUGUGUAGUGAUUGAAAAACUGUUUUUAUAAUACAAAAUCCGUAAAGUUAAAAAAUAUGGCUGCUAAAAUAUUUAAGGAUUUACCUGGAGGCUUGAAAAUGCCGGCCAUAGGUUUAGGAACAGGUUCCCUCAGGAAUGAAGCUGAUCUUGAAAGGGUUUUGAAUGCCGCCCUUGAGUUAGGAUACCAUCACAUUGACACUGCCUAUGGAUACAAAAAUGAGGUGUUCAUUGGGCGUGUUCUAAAAAAAUGGUUCUCCUUGGGCAAAUUAAAGCGAGAAGAUAUAUUCAUCACCACCAAGCUUCCACUGCCUGGCAUACACCAGGACAGAGUGGAGUUGUUCAUGAAGAAGUCACUGGAAAAUCUCCAGCUGGAGUAUGUUGAUUUGUACUUGAUCCAUCAUCCCAUUGGGGUAAAAUACUUUGGAGACGAAGAUAACCGCAUGGAAAUAGACGAUUUUGAUCACAUAAAAAUUUGGAAGAAAAUGGAGGAGCAAGUCCAUCUUGGAAGGACGAAAACGAUAGGUUUAUCCAACUUCAACAAAAGACAAAUCGAAAGGAUUAUAGCAUCUGCCAGGAUAAAGCCAGCGUGUUUGCAGGUGGAACUGCACGUUGACUUUCAACAGCGAGAUCUUGUGGGGUAUUGUCACAAAAAUGGGAUAGUAGUGGUUGCAUAUUCUCCUUUAGGGGCUCCAGGAGCGAAGAGAUUUGAGGAUAGAAAAGUUCCGGCAGUCAUUAAUUCUGAUCUAAUUAAAAACAUAGCGAAGAAAUAUAAUAAAAGUCCUGGACAGAUAAUGUUGAGGUAUCUCCUACAGAAGAAUAUAGUUGCUAUACCGAAGAGUUCGAGUCCAGAGCGAUUAAAGGAAAACAUCAGCGUCUUUGACUUUGAAAUAAAUUCAGAGGACAUAAGAUCUUUAGAUGAUCUCGAUGGUGGUGAAACAACCAGGCUGACCACUUUUAAAUCUGUUCCAGGAAUAGAGAAGCAUCCUGAAUAUCCAUUUUAAGAAAUACCUAAUUUAUUUUAAUUUGAGAUCCAAUAAAAUUUAUUUAAAAAAGUU
Molecule: messenger RNA, 1197 nt
Organism: Anoplophora glabripennis (Asian longhorned beetle)
Lineage: Eukaryota; Metazoa; Arthropoda; Insecta; Coleoptera; Cerambycidae
Product: aldo-keto reductase family 1 member C13-like
Exons: 5
Coding region: 199-1143 (314 amino acids)
Cellular component (GO): cytosol
Molecular function (GO): aldose reductase (NADPH) activity
Source: RefSeq, a predicted model, not a curated record